AUGGGUUCUGCUGCCUCGAAACCUGCCCGCACAGCGGCCGGUGCUGCUGCACGACGCCAAUAUCCCAAACAACCUGCUCCUUCCACGAGAGGACCUCUGAGCUCUCCGGCCACCGCGCCGAGUGACACCAAUGCCGCUCCGACACCAACACCAACCCCUACAUCUGCACCAACACCCACCGCUGCUCAACCGCCACAACCAUCACAAGCUCCUACAUCACAAGGGCCAACAUAUCACUCGAAGGAGCAGCCCUCUAGCGUGAAGUCAAACGCAAUUGACCUCGACGGUCGCGAUCCGGAUUUCGCAGCCUCUCUCCGCUCAAUCGGCCCCGUCAACCCAUCCCCAACCCUAUCGCACUCCAGCACCUUCAACCGCCAGGACACCUCCCCGCAGACCGUCUUCCCCCAGGGCACCAACCCAGCGCUCCUGGUUUUGAAAGCGCGACAACAAAUUGCCAAGGCGGCGGAAGACGAAGCCGAGCAGAUCGGGCUCACGGGCCGUGGUGGUCGCCAGUUUGUGGAUGCCUUCACGAUCCAGUCGGCGCUGAGGAUGCGGGAUCGGCAGGGUCUGCCGCAGGCUGAGAUUGAGAGACUGUUGCGAUUAAGCCCUGGCGUCAUGGAGAAGCUGGGUAAGGAUGGGUUGGUGUCGCCUGUUGCAUGA
This is a messenger RNA of Penicillium riverlandense, 660 nucleotides long. RefSeq lists its product as uncharacterized. The transcript has 2 exons. The record is from RefSeq and is a predicted model, not a curated record. NCBI's taxonomy places the organism in Eukaryota, Fungi, Ascomycota, Eurotiomycetes, Eurotiales, Aspergillaceae. The coding region runs from base 1 to 660 and encodes 219 amino acids.